AUAAGAGCUGUAUUCUCCAAUCAGCUUUUUUGUCACAUUGCCAAUACUUUUAUUUAUUUUACUGUUCUCUUGCAUAAUUAACCAAUUUUCUUUAGAGGAACUUUGAUAAUGAAACUGAGUGUGGGGAUAUUUUUUGGAGGCUUCUUUGCGGCUCUGGGGGUUUUGCUGUUUUUGGUGGCAUUUGGAACUGAUUAUUGGCUUCUCGCUACAGAAAUAGGAAGAUGUUCAAAAGCACCUGGAGAUGUUGGGGGAGAAGAGGCCACUUUCCAUCAUGAAGGUUUCUUCUGGAGGUGCUGGUUUAGUGGAAAUGUAGGAGAGAACAAUGCCAGCAUGUGGAAUUUCUGGUAUACUAACCAGUCACCUUCUAAGAAUUGUACGCAUGCUUACCUGUCGCCAUUUCCUCUUAUCCGAGAUGAACACAACUCAACCUCCUAUGACUCUGCAAUCAUUUAUCGAGGCUUCUGGACUGUUCUUCUGCUCCUGGGAGUGCUCACUAUUGUGAUGGCUAGUUUCUUCAUCAUCUGUGCAGCUCCUUUUGCCAGCCACAUUCUGUACAAAGCAGGAGGAGGCUUUUUCAUUGUUGCUGGUGUCUUGUUUUCACUGGUAGUCGUGAUGUAUGUCAUCUGGGUCCAGGCAAUGGCUGAUCUGGAAAACUACAUAAACAUGAAAAAAAUGGAUUGCCCAGACUUUGCUGUUUAUGUACGUUAUGGCUGGUCUUUUAUGCUGGCUCCUGUAGGAGUAUUUUUUGCUUUAUUAGCAGGAAUGCUGUUCCUGUUGGUAGGGCGUGCUAUUUAUUUACACUCAGACUAGUUCUACGCUGCUGAAGGCUAUGCGGCAGGAAUGCCGGGGAAACUUCAUGACAACUUGUAAACUGGUAUGCAAUUUUAUACAUUAUUACCAUUAUGGCAAUCCUGAGUGUGCAGGAAGACUUCUGGAAGUUUUUCAGUUAAUUGUUUAAGGGUAAAGGACACAAAACUCAGUACAGGAAGAAACCACCUUUAGUCUCAACCUAUUGGCUUUAAUUCUUUAGCAAGCAGACAUGUGGUUCUCUUUAUUGUAGUAUUAGUGGCAUUUCUGCAAUUUUGCAAACAGAGGAAGGAAAAAAAUUCCUACAACCAAAAGCCCAACAUGAAAUGGGCCAAAUCAACAUUUUAUACAUUUGUCUUUUAACAUUUACUUUGUGCUUCUGCUUGUGGAGAAUGAGACAAGGUAGAGGAGAAGACAAACAUUCAAGCACAGUAAUUCAAACUACCCCCUCUCCUAUUUUCCACCACUUGCCUUAGCUUUAAUACAAGCAAACUUGUCUGUGCUUUAUAAAAAUAGAGUGCAGUUGUUCAUGCAGCAUCCAUGGGAAGAGGACAAGAGAGGAGACAAUUGCCAUCAACAGCAACCCGGUGCUAGUCUGUACACAAUGUAAAAGCGUAACUGUUUCUCUUUUCUGUAUGCAUUAGAAAGCUGUAUCUUUCUGUAUUCUGAAGUCCACGUUUGUUGCAUCGUUCUAUGAUCCCAAAUGCUGGAGUUAUGAUCACUAGCUGAAGUUAUGCCAAAAUUGUACUUUGAAUUACGUCACUAAUAUUU
Messenger RNA from Dryobates pubescens (Downy woodpecker), 1578 nucleotides. RefSeq names its product transmembrane protein 182 (gene TMEM182). Gene Ontology annotation, cellular component: membrane. NCBI's taxonomy places the organism in Eukaryota, Metazoa, Chordata, Aves, Piciformes, Picidae. The record is from RefSeq and is a predicted model, not a curated record. Bases 109 to 810 code for a protein of 233 amino acids. The transcript has 5 exons.